Messenger RNA from Electrophorus electricus (electric eel), 7142 nucleotides. RefSeq names its product zinc finger protein 318 (gene znf318). Gene Ontology annotation, cellular component: nucleoplasm. NCBI's taxonomy places the organism in Eukaryota, Metazoa, Chordata, Actinopteri, Gymnotiformes, Gymnotidae. Gene Ontology annotation, molecular function: nucleic acid binding; zinc ion binding. Gene Ontology annotation, biological process: positive regulation of DNA-templated transcription; negative regulation of DNA-templated transcription. The record is from RefSeq and is a predicted model, not a curated record.
CAGGAAGCAGUUUUAAUGUUUCCUCAUCUGCAAUGAGUGUUGUGUCUAUUAUAAAGUUUUGUAUAGGGCGAAUUUUGAAUUCAAACUACUUAUAUGCAAAACAUAAUCAUACCCUAGAUCGUUUAUCUUAGGGAGCUGGAACAGGUUUGAACAAAACAACAGGCACGCAUAAUGUAUCGCGGUGGUAGGCCGCAUCGAGGAGCGUAUCCUCCACCGUCUCGCGGUUUUGGUCCCCGCGGUCCGCCUCCUGGACCCGGACACUCUUUUCCUCGCGCUCCUUACCGUGAUGAUCACGGGCGAGGUAGGAACGGUUAUCCCCAUGGCUACCAUGGACAACCCAAACAGCAUCGGCGGUCGCCACCCAGAAGGCGAUAUUCAUCACCUAGAAGAGAGCUGGGUGAAGAAUAUAGGGGUGAUGGGCCUCCCCCUCGAGACUACAGUCAUAGAUAUACCCCUUCACCCCCUCGUGGUGGUCUCCCGCUUGAUCACAGUCUUGUUAUAACUGUGGGCAAUGAGCUGACAAGUUUGCCUGAGAGAGGAGCAGAGAUUCCCUAUGCUAGAGACUAUUCCCCACGCCGGUUGAGUUAUGAAGGCCCCGAUGACCGCGGGUCAAGGAAGCGCAGUCCUAGCUGUGGCAGGAGCAGAGGUCUGAGCCGCAGUCCAGACAAGAUGCGCGGCAAGAGCCGACCACGCAGCCGCAGCCGCGGUCGCACCGUGAGCCGCAGCAGGGCACUCAGCCGUGGACGCAGCAAGAGCAGACCCCGGAGCUGCAGCCGGAGCCGGAGCUGCAGCAGGGCGCGGAGCAGGGCGAGGAGCAGGGCGAGAAGCAGGGCGAGGAGCAAGAGCCACCUGCGCAGCCCAAGUCGCAGCAGAAGUCGCAGCAGGGGGCGGAGUCGUGGGAGGAGCCUGGGGAGGGGCCGGGGGAGGAGCUGCAGCCGCAGUGGCAGUAGUAGCAGCAGCAGUAGUAGCAGUGGCAGCAGCAGUAGCACUGCUGGCAGGAGGCGGAACGAAGACUUCAGUGAGCUCGAGAUGGCCCGGCGGCGCAAAGAACUGGAAGACAUGCUGGCAAUGCCCACUAAAUCUAUUCUGAAGAAGAGAGUAGACUCCUCAGAGACCGAUUCUCCCAUGAUAACGCAGAAUAGUGAUUCUCCACAAGGAAACCCUGGCAGGGGCCUUUUGCAGGAGGCUGAACAUGUAUUCAGUGCGAUGACCAAAAACAUGGACCCGGACAUGUUGGCAUCAGUGCUUGCACAGAGUUCCAACGCCAGUGUUAUUGAAGAGCUCAUAAGCAGACUCCAGCCUGCCAAAGAGAGUGAUCAUGACUUUCCGCUUCCUCCUGAACGGGGCAGCCAGGAGAACGCAGACUUCAGCCAGCUUUUCAGUGUCAUGGCAGAGGCGGUGGCCCCACCGCUAGACAAAAAGAAAAACUUUCUAGACAUUGAAGAUGAGGAGAAGUUUCUCUAUGGGGACGAAGAGGAGGAGGACAAAUUUCCAGCUAAGGGGUUGCCUAAAACGGGACAGAGCAGCUCGUUGGAUGCCUAUGGAGAAACCAGAGAAGACUGUGCACUUUAUCAUGAAGCAAAACCGGUAAUAAAUCAGCAUCAUGAUGUGCAGAGUCAGGAAUAUGGAGUGUCGACUUGUAUUCAUGGACAUUCUGUGGAAGAUGGGGCCAGCCAUUCAAAAAGAGAGGGUAAGCAUCGAGACAGCCACAGUAGUUCACCUCCACCUGAAAAGAUUCUUAAGGAGGAACUUGAGCAUUACCCACCUGGAGUUGGGCCUAACGACGCUAAAGUUAGAGAGGAGGUGGAGGAGUAUGAGAAGAUACAGGACCUCCUGAAGACUAUUGGCCUCGACCUGGGCAUGGCCGAGAUCAGCAAGAUGGCCGCCAGGACCCAAGAGCGCCUCCACGGCAAGAACCCCGCCAAGAAACCACCGGCACGCCACCAGUUGGACAGGAGACACAGGAGUCGCAGCAGGAGCUCAGGCAGCACCAGCAAUAGCAGCAGGAGCUCGAGCAGGAGCAGCGGCCGCAGUCGGGAGAGCAGCCGUGAGCGCACGUCCAGUCGCAGCAAGAGGAAGUCGGUUCCGACGGAGAGGCGACCGUCACAGUCCGACACGCAGAGCCUGAGAGAGGGUCGGCCCGCCGAUGAAGGGCACUGGCCUAAUGCAGCUCCUAAGCCUCCCGAUGUCAUCAGUCCUGGGACUAAUCCUUUCUCCACUCACUCCCUCCCAAGCCGUCAGAUCCCUUCCUACCCGCAGCCGCCUCACCCGCAUGGGGUUAUACCUCCUAACUACCAUCCUUCUGGCUAUGACCCGUAUGGCAACUAUAUGCCAUACAUGCCCCAAGGAUGGCCCAUGUACCCACCUCCAAGCAUGUCUAUGCCAUCACAGAGUCCCAUGGAUGAAUAUAACUCUGCUGCCAUAGAGCGACCCUACCUUAAAGUUAUUGAUACAGGAGGAAACGAAGGACAAGAGAUGGAUAAAAAAGGAUCAAAGGUGGACCCUUUACUCAGCCUGACGUCUAAAGCCUGUAGCAGUGGCAAUCAGAGGAGAGUUACUGAGGAAAGGAAUACUGCUAGCCAAAAACAAAAGGUCAUCGAAGAGCUUGAGAAACUGAAGAAAGACAAAGAAACGCGACUGAAAAAGAAAGAUAGUCUAAUAAAGGAGCUGGAGACGUUGCGUAAGCAACAAGGGGAGCUUCUGAGAAAGAAGCGAAGGGAGAAAGAUGGACACAAGGACCCCAUCCUUGUGGAGCUCGGUCGACUUCAGGAGGACGUGAUGGCCCAGAUUUCCAGGCUGCGCGCUGAACACGAGGCAGCUGAAAAGAAGCACGAAGAACUGGUGAAGGUUGCGUCAAUCUUGGGGCUGGACCCCAAAAACCUCAGGGGCUCGGGAGACCACGAGCACCCACCUCCUCACAGCAAGUCUAAGGAUAUGGCCAGAAGUCCAGAGAAGUCUAAAGGUUCUUCCAGCGUCCCUGCCAAUAAGGGCUCCAAGUCCUCUGCAGCACCAGCAUGUGGCCACGCCUCCAACAUCUCGGCUGAGCUAUUUGAGUACUAUGACGCGGGAAACCACUGGUGCAAAAACUGCAACGUUACUAGUGGUUCCAUGUUUGAUUUUUUCACACACUUGCACAGCAAAACACACAGGAAGACUCUAGAUCCCUAUGACAGACCUUGGGCAACAAAAUCUGACAGUGAGAAAAAACGGCCUACAGGUGAACCGAUUUCUAAGCCAGCAAAAGGCUCUGAGUUUUUGAUUCCUGUGAAGGGCUUUUUCUGCCAGUUGUGUGGAGAAUUUUUCGGCGAUCCUAUUUGCGCAGAGGCCCAUGUCACGUGCCAUGCACAUAAUGAGAGAUACAAGAAACAGUUGCGUGAGAAUCCUCUCUAUGAGCAAAGGAGGAAAUUGGAUCGGCAGGCAGGCAUGGAGAGCGAAAGGAAGCAGGCUGAGCACAAACGGAAGCGUGAAGAUGAUGACUCCCAGGAUGAGCUGAAAAGGUCCAGGUCCAGCAAAGACGAGGGGAAAAAGCCCAAGUGCAGAGAUGGAGAGGAGGACAGAGCUAAGCACAGCAAGCUAGAGGAACAAAAAGCAAAGUGUAUCAAAGACGAAGAAAAUAAACCCAAACACAAGAAGGACGAGGAUCAGCAUAUGAAAUUCAGGAGGGAUGAAGAUAAACAAAGAUUCAAGAAGGAGGAAGAUGAGCGGACCAAAUUCAGGAAGGAGGACGAGGAGAAGAGCCGGCACAGGAAAGAAGAGGAAGAGAGGUACAGGCGAGGGAAGGAGGAGGAGGAGCGAUAUAGAGGGGAAGAAGAGAGAUUUAGAUACAGGGAUGAAAAUAGGUACAAGUACAGGGAGGAUGACGACAGGUACAGAUACAGGAAGGAAGAGGACAGGUUCAGGUAUGGGAGAGAAGACGAAAAGAAGUACAGAUAUGGGCGUGAGGUUGAGGAAGACAGGAGACCAAAGUACAGAGAGGAAGAGGGGGUAAAGUGGCCAAAGUCGAAAUGGGAGGAUGAGGAUGAGGAAGACGAAAGGUCCCGAUAUGGGAAAAAGGAAGAUAAAAGUGAGAAAGACAAGGCUGCUCGGCGCAAAGAUGAAAGAGAGAGUUCUAAGAGUUCUGCUAAAGAUGUCAAAAUGGAGCCGGAGAAACCCAGCGAGCCUCCGAAGGUUCUGUGUGGGCCAAGUCCGGCUAUGCUUGCAAAGCUUCGUAAAAAGAAUGAAGAGGCUACUUCCCGUCCUGCCUUUGGUAAAUUCAGCUGGAAAAAGCCCGAAAAGACUGCACUGGAGAAGGAAGCAGAAAGAAUUGCUGCACAGUUUAUAAAAGAAGAUGAAGAAAGUGCUACAGAUAGCACAGCACAAGGGGCAAGCAAAGACUCUGAGGACCAGGAUGCUUUUGCCAAGUCUGUGGCUGCCGCCAAGAGCAUUGCCAUCAAACUGUCUGGCAAGACGGUUAUUCCCCCAUCCCAUGAGUGGGUUGCAUAUAACCAAAAUAAAAUUCGCCCUAAUUUACCUCCCCCUUCCACUUUUCUGAGGAAGACCAGUGUUGGACUGCAGAACAAACCAUCUCCUCUGAACACAUUCCCCUCUGCUGGAUCCACCACUGCAGCAAGCAGCAAAUCUCCUGGACCAGUGACUAAAAACCAACCGCAGAAAGCGGUGUUGACGGCCGAUCUGAUCUCCAAAGCAUUUGGGGGUGAAGAGGUGCAACUAAAAAUUAGUGAUAAAUCCUCAAACACUACACCUGCUUCAAGCUCCUCACCACCAAGCUCUGUGCCACCUGCAGCAUCCGCAGUGAAGGAGGUUAAGAGUAUCCCACCACAAUCUCCUGUCGAAUGCAUAGUGAGUCUCGAGUCUGACGUGGCUGCUCCUGGAGUUCCAGAGGAGGAGCAGAAGCUAACGGUAGUGGUCCGCCCACCUCCUCAACUCCAUACCAACGCAAAUGACUUGUUUUCAAAGUCAGAAAAGCCUAAAACGAGCCUUGCUGCUGCGAAAGCAAAAGACUUGUUUGACAUUUUCUACAGUGACAGCAGCACCAUGGUUGGCUCCAGUGUUUCCAGUACUGGCAGUAAAGGAAGUGCAAUGUUUCGAGGUAUAGAUUCAACAAAGGAUCAACCCCAUAAGACUAAAGACCCAGCUGAGGUCAUAGGAUCAAAGCAUGAAGAACAGUCUAAGGAUACAGAAGCAAAACCUCAAGCACCAACUAUGGACAAAGGCACCGUGGGCAAGGAACACUCACUUAAAGUCUCAAAAAAUAAAGAGAACAGUGAGAGUAUGGAAUUGAAUGAAUCGGGCAAUCUUGACUGUGAGGCCAAUUUGGAAAUUUUGGAGAACAUUGGGAUUAUAGAAACAAGUGAUGACCAGGGCAGAGAAAACCCUCUGGACACUGCGGAGGCUAUGACUGUUUCAUUCUCACCCCCACCAGGUUCCUUCACAGAGCACCUGAACUUGGAUACAUUUGAGUUCAAUUUCGAGUCUUUGUAAAGGACCUUCAGACAGGUCCUCUGAAAGUUUCAGUAAGGUUUGAUUUAGUAAAAUUUUAAUUUGCUUUAUUCAGUCCAGAUGUUUCAUGUUGUUUCUUAACCUUUUGGCAGGUAAUGCCAGUGAAAUGAUGGGCUGACAAGCACUCAUUCUGAAGUUAAGAAGGAGAUUCACCUGAAAGAAUGAGCACUUUCCCGUCAAGUAAUGAAUCAUUAAUACACGUAAAAUGUUAAAACAGUACCAUUUUAUGUACAUGGUUUUGAACUCCCUGCUUUGUCCUUGCUUUAUUUGCAGCUGAAACGAUUCCUUUUUUAAAAACGAAAGGUAAUUAAAAAUAUUACUUUGUAUAAUGUGUUUAAGUUCAGUUUAAGUUUUGUCUAAAUCCAUUCCUUUCAUUUGUCUCUCACACUUAAGUAAAUAAAAGAUAUCUUAAUACAGGAGCCAGAGAUAGAAGCUCAGAAGAGAAAAAAAGGUGUGGAGGUCAUGCUGCGGAGACAGAAUAUCUUGGAAUACAUUUGUUCUAACAAGUUCAGCAUAUGAUGUUUUCUCUUCACAGCUCUUUCCUACAUAAGGCGGCAGAUCUGCAUACUGUAUUUUCAUGUCUUGGAUAUCCAUGCUUGCUUUUUUAUCCCAUAAAAAAGAGAGAACUCUGUAUUAUUCUCCAAAUAUUGUCAGUUUCAAUUUGAAAAUAUUGUUCUGUAGUUGCUGGUGUACAAGGUCUAGUUGAAAUAAAUAUCAGUGGCUGCCUUUUUGUGGGUUUAUUUCCCCAAUUAAAAUGCAUGUUUGAAAUGGGCUGUACAAAAUGUCCUGUUUUUGUAUAUUUUAGAAUGUGUUUACUGUAUUGGUCUUGUAAACACAAAUUUUUCAUUUAUCUGCUCUGAUGCACUUGGUUCAAUUAUGAACUUCUUUAUCUGAUGAGUUAAGUCAGGUGUGUUGGGCAAGAGCAGUAUGUGACUCAAGCAGAGGAAGGUGCUGUACUGCAGAACUGGAGAACACUGGUCAUGAAAAUGAGUCAUUUCUGCUGCCAGUGGUGGAUAAUAACUCGUGUUUUAGUUAAGCAUCCGCAGUGCAUAAUAACUGCAUGCAUUAAUUAUGAGGUUAUGAGUUAUUACAGCACUGUAAGCAACUCAGUCAUGUAAUUUAAGAAAAUAUUCUAAAAUGUUUUAUUUUAAAUAUUAUACUCAAUUUCUAUUUUGUAGUCUUAAAUUUACUUCUCCUUGAGUCAUUCUCACCACUUUAUUUAUUCAAACUCAGCUAUGAACACUUUAAAUGUAUUUUGUCAUGCAGUUCAAUUUUUUACAUGCAAACAUUAGAACUGUGCUAAAUUUUAUUUCCACAGAACAUUUUGACAGAUUCUUCACAGUUGCAAUCUUAUUUUUAUGAUUUACUGGUUUUGAAAGUGACUUCGUAUAAGAGCUUGAUUUCCUAACAGUAAAUGUUCCAGUAACACCAAGAACUGUUGAAUACAAGACCCCAAGCUUUUAAUUUCUCUAUAAGCCUUUCAUUGAGGAAGAAGACUGUUCUGUGGCCAGAAAGGUAAGUAUAUACAAGUUGUAGUGUGAAAUUGCCAAGAUAAAGAAAAAAGUAAAUAGUCUGCUUUUAUACAUUUGGGUCAUAGGUAUGUAAAUAACAGGUUGUUAUGCUACUCUAGUUGUUUUGAAAAA